AUGGCCGAAUCCACGAACCGGAGGAUGCCCCUCCGAGGAGAGAGGUCGGCCCCGAAGUUUGACGGUACGCCUAGGGCACUCGCCCGUUAUUUCUCGGAGCUGCAGGAGCUCUUUGCCUACGCAGGAGUCGUCGACGAUGUAAAGAAGGUCGAGUCGGUGAAACGUUAUCUGUCGGCGGACGACGCAGAGAUAUGGGAUACGGUGUCGGAGAAAGGGGCCGACAGGUACGAUAAGUUCAAGGAGGCGGUGAUGAAGCUGUACCCAGGGUCGGACGGAGCGUCGAAGUACAUGGCCGAGGACCUCGACACUAUAUCUAAGGAAUCGAGGGCAGCAGGGACCAGGACCCGAGGGGAGGAGGCGGCGUACUAUCGCAAGUUCCUUCCGGCUGCGAUGUUCCUUGACAAGAAGGGCACGGUAUCGCGGAAGGAGGUCUGCAUGAAGUAUCUCUCGGGGUUCGACGACGAGACGAAAGGCUCGAUCCAGCGCCGCGCUGAAGUGAUGUUCCCGGAGAAGGAUCCGUGGGAGGGUUUUGAGCUUACGGACCUACACGACGCCGCGCAACGGUGCCUGACAGCUGUUGGGUACGGGGCGAGUCCUUCGAGCGCGACCGGGACGGCGGGAACGACGAGUGUCGGCGCGACGACCCCUAUCAAGACGGAGCCUACGUACGAAGUGAUGACGAGGGCCUUUGUGUUGGUAUUGCAGCAGUACCACCAAGGUAACGGAGGAGGGAGCCUACCAGUGAAUGUGGCCUCUCGUACCUCGUUCCGGGCAUACCCAGCACCCUUUGCGGGGCCUUCAGCCAAUUUUGGAGGAACCGGAGGGUGGGCGCCGAGAGCUGGAGGGACUGGAACGUACGGGAACAGUGGACCGCCGACCGGAGGGACCGGGUUCAGGCAGAGUAUCUGUAACUUCUGCGGAGUCAUGGAACAUUUCCUCAGGGAGUGUCCUGAGGUGGAACGGUACGCGAAGGACGGCCGCAUACAGUUCGACGCGAUGCGGAAGAUCAUCCUCCCGAACGGGCACUACCCGGGGCGAUACCUCGGGGGGAGCACGAUGAAGGAAAACAUAGAUAACUGGCAUGCAGCGGAAGGGCUGAACAAGGGCGGAGGAAACGUGCAGGACGGAGGGAAUACGUCCCGGGACGCCCCACCGCAUCUCUCGGCCCACCUCGUCGAGCUUGUAGAAGGAUUCAGCGUCGCGAGUGCGGUGUCUGUCGGUGACGAUACGGAACGGGAAGCGAAGGAACUGGAAGAGAAGGCGGAGGUGCUGGCGGCGGAAGCGGCGAAGCUGCGCGGAGCCAGGAAGGUCAGGUUCGAGGACAAAGUAGCUGGUGGGGGAAGUGUCAAGGCAAGUACGAUGAAGGGGAGCGCGGGAAAACCACCAGGGAUCCCUGCAAAGUCGGUGUUGCCGGAGCCAGCGAAAACCGGAGGGAAGGCGAGGGGUGACCCGCAGUACAAGUACACCACGAAGCUGAACGCGGAACGGGACCUGAUGAGGAAGGCGGAUGAGCUGGUCGACCGAAUGCUGAAGGGCGGGGACCGGCCGAUGUGGGACGAGCUGGGCGAGGUCAGCAUCGAUUUCCGAAAGGCCAUGAACGAGCGUACUCGAACGUACCGCGUCCCGUUGCAGUCGGGCAUGGUAGCAGAGGGGAAAGAGGAAGCCAGCGAGACGUCUCUCCUCGUCGGGGCCGGAAGGAAUAUUGCGAACUUCGAGUGUUGGGACUCCCUCAACCUCCGCACGGUAGGGCCAACGGUGAACGGGGUAGCCAGGCUCGAGUGCGUGCUAGAUACCGGAUCACAGGUCGUUCUCAUAUGGAGGGACGUCUGGGAGAGGCUCGGAGGGAGCCUCCGCGUGGACGACGGGGUGCUUAUGGAGAUGGCGAACAAGUCGCAGAUCAGGACGGUCGGAAAGGCGGUGGGGGUACGGUUCGUCUUCGACGAGGACGUGGAAGUCUUCCUAAACGCGCAGAUCGUCGACAUCGCCCCGUUCGAGGUCCUUCUCAGCAGGCCCUUCUUUGCGGCAACGAGCUGUGAAACGAAGGAUCAUCCGAACGGGAGGAUGGAGGUCAUCCUCACCGACCCGAAGACGAAGCGGAGGGUAAUGAUCCAGACGUACGAACGGAAGCCACGUCAGCCAGACGAAGGCGGGGAGGGGAGUGCCGGAUCGGAAGGGAAGAAGACGGACGGAGGCGAGAAGGAGGGUUUUUGA
This is a messenger RNA of Rhodofomes roseus, 2211 nucleotides long. RefSeq lists its product as uncharacterized. The coding region runs from base 1 to 2211 and encodes 736 amino acids. The transcript has a single exon. NCBI's taxonomy places the organism in Eukaryota, Fungi, Basidiomycota, Agaricomycetes, Polyporales, Fomitopsidaceae. Gene Ontology annotation, molecular function: zinc ion binding; nucleic acid binding. The record is from RefSeq and is a predicted model, not a curated record.